This is a messenger RNA of Melanaphis sacchari, 1024 nucleotides long. RefSeq names its product cuticle protein 8-like. Bases 178 to 519 code for a protein of 113 amino acids. NCBI's taxonomy places the organism in Eukaryota, Metazoa, Arthropoda, Insecta, Hemiptera, Aphididae. The record is from RefSeq and is a predicted model, not a curated record. The transcript is spliced from 2 exons. Gene Ontology annotation, cellular component: extracellular matrix.
AAAAAAAACAAAACAAAACAAAACACACGCACACUUGUACGGAAAAAUGUUUGGACAUAACUCAUUAUAUUAUUAUAAGUAGAUCACGUGUGGUAUAAAUACAGCAGUAGCAGCAAGGUUUUGAUCAAUAUAAUUCUGUGAGGAACAGAUCGCGUGCAACUUAAAUCCAACAACAUAAUGGUUUUUAAGGUUGUUAUUUCGGCUUCAGCCGUCUAUGCCGCCGUCACCGGAUCUCCGGUGUACCCAUCAUCCACCUACUCGGCACCUGUCCCGCGCAGUUUCAAGUAUAACGUAAACGACCCGUACACUUACGACGUCAAAGGCCAACGCGAGUACAACAACGAAAACGAUUACGUCAAGGGUUUUUACAGCCUUCUGGAGAUCAACGGUUCCACGCGCACCGACGAAUAUACCACCGACGAUCGCAGCGGUUUUAACGCCGUCGUCAAGAACGAAUCAAAGGUCCUGUCGUAUUCGACACCAGCGCACGAGGCACCGUACGGCGUCCCCGACUUUUAAACCGGCUUAGUGAUGAAGAAACGGCUGUCACUUACUACGCGUGUCACCGUCACGCGUGAUGCGUUCAAUCUCCUAUAAUUUAUUCCGAUUUUUCAAUUUACCGUCGUUUUGUUUGUUUGCGGCGGUAGAUUAAAAAACUAUGCGCCCGUCAAGAAAAUGACAUUUGUUUUUUGCUGUUCCUGUAAUCACCGUUACAACAGCGCACGCGUACUACUGCCGCGACUGCCGCGACGACGAUUCGAAAAACCGUUUCGUCGCCACCGCCGAAAAACACUCGAGCCCCGAGUUCGGUUGACAGUUCGGAGUGUUGAGCUUACGGCCGCAAUUACAUGUUCGGCAAAUUUGGGUAAUCAGAGGAAUUACGUCCAUUGAGAUGCAGUUGCAUUCGACUGCACGAUUAUUCAUAAUUAAUUUAAUAAUGCACUUAUGCAGGGUCUCCAGUUUUCUCGGAGACAUUACGGAGAGACCUUGUCAUUAUAAUAACGCCGUUAGGAAAAUUAUUUCG